Messenger RNA from Momordica charantia (bitter melon), 1824 nucleotides. Lineage: Eukaryota; Viridiplantae; Streptophyta; Magnoliopsida; Cucurbitales; Cucurbitaceae. The record is from RefSeq and is a predicted model, not a curated record.
AUGAACUGUACGAGAGAAUCCCAGAGCCAGAGUGUGCCUUCUUCUUCAAUCAAUUUCAUCCCACAUGAUCAACAUGACGAGGAAGUAGAGGUCAUUCCUCCGCCGUAUACGGCGGACGACACCCAACUGGAAGCGGCUGCGGAGAGGCAGAUAAUAGACGUUGCAGAAGCCUCGGAAUCGGAUGAUGACGUCUAUCCCAAAAGGACCAAAGAAGAUCGGAGAGCAUCUCUUCUACAUGCAGCUGCACUAAGUGGUGAGUGGGGAUAUGUGAAGCGAGUGAUCGACAAGUUCCCCAAUUGCGUUCGCUAUGAGAUAACAAGAAAUAAAGACACUAUUCUUCACAUCGCUGCCAAAGCCAAGCAAACUGCCUUGGUGGAGAAGCUACUCCCUAGAAUGACCUCCACUGACUUGACUUUGCAAAACAAAUAUGGAUACACUGCCCUUUGCUUUGCUGCUGCAUCUGGAGUUGUAAAAAUUGCCAAGCUUAUGGUGGACAACAACAAACACCUUCCCCUUAUUCGUACUUUUGACCAAAUAACUCCACUUUUCAUAGCAAUAUCCUAUAAGCGUAGAAAAAUGGCUUCCUAUCUCUUGUCUGCCACUGAUUUCAACAACCUAACCUCUGAGGAACGGAUCCACCUCCUUAUUGCCACCAUACACAGCGACUUAUACGAUAUAAGUUUAGAAAUUCUAGACGUGGAUCGAGAUUUAGCGGUUAUGAAAUGCACCAAGAAUGGCUACGAGACUGCAUUGCAUGUGAUGGCUAGAAAACCAUCAGCAAUUGGUAGCACAAUGCAUUUAAACAGUUGGAAAAUCUGCAUCAACUCUUUUAUUUUCAAAUGGAUCUGCAAUAAAGAUGUGAUGAAGACAUCAGCUCGUGAAUUAGUUGAAUUUUUGUUUGCACAAGUUUUAUUUGUGACAACACAUGAGGAGAUGUUGGAGCUGAUUAGACAUCCCACAAGAUUACUACACGAGGCUGCAAAGGCAGGAAAUAUUGAGUUUCUGAUUGUUCUUAUUCGGUCGUAUCCAGAUAUUGUAUGGGAAGAAGAUGAUGAUGGUAAGAGUAUAUUUCAUGUAGCUAUUGAAAAUCGACUUGAAAAUGUGUUUAACCUAAUAGAUGAGAUCGGUGGGCUCAACGAAUUCACAAUAAAAGAGAGAUUAACUAAUGACAAAAAGUACAACAUGCUGCAUUUGGCUGCAAAACUAGCGGCUCCAAAUCAUCUCAACAGGGUUUCAGGAGCAGCUCUUCAAAUGCAAGGCGAAUUACUUUGGUUCAAGGAAAUGGAGAAAAUAGUUCUACCUUCCCAACUAGAGGCCAGAUGUGACGAGGGAUUCACACCACGGCAAAUAUUCACGAAUCAGCAUGAAGGCCUCCGCAAAGAUGGGGAGCAAUGGAUGAAAAACACAGCAAAUUCCUGCAUGCUGGUUGCAACUCUGAUCACUACUGUGGUUUUUGCAGCAGCCUUCACAGUCCCGGGCGGCAAUUUUGAAAAUACAGGCAUUCCUAUUUUUCAACAAAAGUUUUGGUUCACCAUGUUCACCAUAUCAGAUGCGGCUGCUUUGAUCUCAUCCUCAACUUCUGUUUUGAUUUUCUUGUCCAUUCUAACUUCGCGUUACGCAGAAGACGAUUUCUUGCACUCAUUGCCCUCUAGAUUGCUUUUCGGCCUCACGUCGUUGUUCAUCUCCAUUGUGUGCAUGGUCGUGGCCUUCAGUGCAACCUUCUUUAUUCUCUACCAUGAGGCUAAUAUUCGGCUUCCUGCAGUGGUUACUGCAAUGACUAUGGUUCCUGUAGGAUUCGGUUUUCAUAAAAACCACUUCAAAUGA